This is a messenger RNA of Saccoglossus kowalevskii, 778 nucleotides long. RefSeq lists its product as uncharacterized. The record is from RefSeq and is a predicted model, not a curated record. Lineage: Eukaryota; Metazoa; Hemichordata; Enteropneusta; Harrimaniidae.
AUAUAUUACGUAGCCUGUCCCGUGACUCUUAGUUAAAGAAUUAUUCAGUUAUCUGACGGUCAUAUUGAGCACUUGUUGCGUGAGUAUACUGAAUAUGGACAGAUAUCACGUACGUCAGGAAAGGCAGGCCGAGAGGCAAGAAGCACGCUUAAAUAGAAAGGAAGCCAGACUACAUGUCAAAGCAGCCAAAGCUGCCAUGCGUGGUAACAUUGUGAAAGCUGGUUGCAUUGAGGCCAAAGCUUAUGAUGUUCACCAGCGAGCUGACGCUGCUCACAUGCGAGCAGAUGCCCAUCAUUAUUCGGCUCACAAUCCAAGUCAUCAUCACUGUCACCCAGCAGGUUGCAAGUCUCAUUGUGAUAGAGUUGGGUACACUCAGCCUCACUGUCAUGGAGUAACUGUAGUACAUCAUUACAGUAAUUCAUCUCCUGAGAGAUAUCCAACUGGAACCAUACCACCACCCAGUUAUCCCAUGGGUGCUGUUCCACCACCUCAACAGCAACCGGUCGCAUACCCACCAUACCCACCACAAACCAGUUACCCAAGUCAACCACCUAAUGCACCUGCAUAUACUCCAUACCCCAAUAACCCUCCACCAGCGUAUUCAGGAUACCCAGCUGAGACCAAAUACCCUUAUCCGAAUUAGAUAUAAUGUAAUCUAAGCAUCAACACUUAAGCAUGGAGUGUAAUUUACAAUAUACAACGCUGAAGACAGACUAGAGCAAUAUGGGCUGACAAAUUUUACUAUGUGACAUCAUUUAACUUUUUUUUAGACAUUUUC